Trypanosoma theileri is the source of this 690-nucleotide messenger RNA. RefSeq lists its product as uncharacterized. The annotation marks the transcript as partial. NCBI's taxonomy places the organism in Eukaryota, Euglenozoa, Kinetoplastea, Trypanosomatida, Trypanosomatidae. The transcript has a single exon. The record is from RefSeq and is a predicted model, not a curated record.
GAGGCGAUCGCAGAGACCGUUAAAUGGGGCCAGGCGACGAAUAAGUCGGCGGAUGAGGCCUUAACUGCAAAGGGUGUGUGCGACACGAGUGCUAGCACUGUUAAGGCAAUUGCACGUAAGGUGGAUGUGUUUGCGAUGGAGGUAAACAACUCCGAAACCAGUCUACAGAACGCCCAAGAGAAUCACAAUAAAACGCAAGAAUUCCUCACAGGGGCCAGGGAUGCUGCACAGAGUGCACGGGAUGCAUUUAACAAAUGGAAGGAGGCAGUAAAUGCCACUUCUGUGAAUGCUCAGAAGGCGAGCGAGGCAUUAAAAGUCUUUCAUCAUAUAAGUGUACAGGUACUGAAUGAGAACAGCUUCGGUGGGGUGUCUUCUGGAAGUGGGGACAGCAGAGAAGACGAGGUGAUGGCCGCCUUUGAAAAGGCGAGUACGGUGGAAGAUGCCUUAAUACAUGCACUCCUCGUGGAAAGGGACGCACAGGAGAAUAUUCCUGCAAUUGAGAAGGAGGUUAUUUCCGCGCAAGAUGCAUUGAAGCGUGUGGAGAAGACCAUUGAAGAAGUCAAGAAGAUACUUCCUCCUGCUCCUCUCUCUCCUAUUAAUGGUAAGGACGGCAGCAGCAGCCCUGCGUUACUGCGUGUUCCACUCCUGCUGCUGCUGCUCUCUGUGCUGGGCUGCAUGACCGUGUGCUGA